This is a messenger RNA of Exophiala mesophila, 953 nucleotides long. RefSeq lists its product as uncharacterized. The annotation marks the transcript as partial. The record is from RefSeq and is a predicted model, not a curated record. Lineage: Eukaryota; Fungi; Ascomycota; Eurotiomycetes; Chaetothyriales; Herpotrichiellaceae. The transcript has 2 exons.
ACUUCAAAAUAUUUCUACCUGGGGAACGGCGGGCUACCUAAAUGACACGACCGAAGUUCUCAGCACAAUCGCGGCGCAGGAGGAAGUACACGUUGCAACAAUUGCGAAUCUGCUCAACGGCUACGGAGCCCCUGUAAUUGCUCCUUGCCAGUAUUCCUUCCCGGUGGCGUCCAUUGAUGAGUUCAUCGCCCUUGGCGACAUCAUCACCUCAGUGGGCAUCAGCGCACUUAUCGGGCUGGCCGAUCGAGUCUCGUACACUGAUCCUGGGAUUGUCAAUACGGUGUCGUCGAUCGUGACAGUCGAGUCCCGCCAUGACGCCUUCUUCCGCCACGUGGGCGGCAGAGUCCCUAACCCAGCUCCAUUUGACACCGGGAUUAGCAGUAUCUGGGCGUACAAUUUGGCUCUUCCAUUUAUCGUGCCUGGAUCGUGUCCAACGGAACUCCCAGUACCCAUUCUGCCCACAUUAACGGUGUCAGCCCCGACUACGGCUGACAACAGAUCUUCAGCGGCCACGGGAAUAGCGUCGAGCAUCGCACCUUAUCAAAAUACCACCACGGGCCCCGCUACCGCUGCGAACACCACCGUGGUUCCGUCAGAAAUGGCAUUCUCCUGGGAUCCAAUGCAGAUGCCAUUCGUUUUCGAGCAGGGAAAACAGUUGUUUGUUGGCUGGACCAAUCAGCUGAAUGUGCCGGUGUAUACGGUAUUAUCGAUCGUUGGUCAAGGCAGGGGAGUUGCGGAUGUACCGCAAGGACUCAAUGGGGCGGUGUUUGCAGCGGUAACAAGUCAAUUGCCUGAUAAUGACUAUGACCUGGCCCUCGCAACCUUAGCAGGCCCGGUUGCGUUGUCACUCUCUUAGCUUUGUGUUGAACAAUUGUGUUGGACUAUCAUUGAUAAAUACAGUAGACAGUCAAGAAUGUCCGGUAAUUUUCUAAUCAAUAUGAACCCUCGUCUGG